Gekko japonicus is the source of this 1425-nucleotide messenger RNA. It is a transcript of the gene DHRS7C, whose product is annotated as dehydrogenase/reductase (SDR family) member 7C. Gene Ontology annotation, biological process: regulation of release of sequestered calcium ion into cytosol by sarcoplasmic reticulum. Bases 265 to 1200 code for a protein of 311 amino acids. The record is from RefSeq and is a predicted model, not a curated record. Gene Ontology annotation, molecular function: all-trans-retinol dehydrogenase (NAD+) activity. Lineage: Eukaryota; Metazoa; Chordata; Lepidosauria; Squamata; Gekkonidae. Gene Ontology annotation, cellular component: sarcoplasmic reticulum membrane. The transcript is spliced from 8 exons.
UUUGCUCAAGGCAAAAGGCUUCAGAACAUGGAGUGCUUUUCCUUUCCAAAAAUGCUUGCGAGUUUGAUUAAACUUCUAAUGUAAAAUAGCUGGCAGGAGAGAACACCUUAUAAGUUUGCUGAUUGCUUGCAAUUCCAAUUUCAGGGCAAUGUCUCUCACAAACUGAAUUGACUGUUGCAAUCUCAUUAAGCUGUUUGUAUAUAGAACAAAGUUUGAGUCCAGUGGCACCUUUAAGACCAACAAAGUUUUAUUCAAAGUGUGAAGAUGGGUGCCCUGGCUGUGCUUAUUCUCCCAUUACUUGUAGUUGGAGUCAGUGGGAUAAUAUAUAUUUAUCGGUCAGUUGUUCAGCUGAUGUCAAAAUCUGCUGUGCGGAGUAAAGUUGUAGUGAUCACAGAUGCUCUUUCCGGCGUGGGCAAGGAAUGCUCACGAGUAUUUCACACAGGUGGAGCUAGACUAGUUCUGUGUGGUAAAGAUAUGGACAAGUUAGAAGCUCUCUAUGAUGCUCUAAACAGUGUGGCUGAUCCUCGUGCAACGUUUACACCAAAGCUUGUCCUUCUAGAUCUCUCCGAUGUAAACUGUGUCCAAGAUGUAGCUAAAGAAAUCCUUGACUGCUAUGGAUGUAUUGAUGUACUAAUUAACAAUGCUAGUGCAAAGGUGAAGGGAGCAGUGCAGAAUAUCUCCCUGGAAGUUGAUCAAAAGAUUAUGGAUGCCAACUAUUUUGGACCUAUAACACUCACCAAAGCUCUUCUUCCCAACAUGAUCUCCAGGAGAACUGGUCAAAUUGUGUUAGUCAAUAAUAUCCAGGGGAAAUUGGGAGUCCCUUUUCGUGCAGCCUACGCUGCUUCAAAGCAUGCUGCACUGGGAUUCUUUGACUGCUUGAGAGCUGAGUUGCAAGAAUUUGGUGUGUGUGUCAGUGCCGUGACUCCAAGUUUCAUACGCUCAUACCACGUUCAACCACAGCCGAGCAAAUCAGAUUCUUCUAUAUGGAAAUUCUUUUCCAGAAAACUGGCAUAUGGUGUCCACCCAGAGGAGGUAGCAGAAGAAAUUUUACGAACAGUGAGCAGGAAGAAACAGGAAGUGUUCAUGGCAAAUCCUAUUGCAAAGGCUGCAGUUUACAUUCGCACAUUCUUCCCAGAUAUUUUUUUUGCUGUUGUUGCUGCUGGAGUUAAAGAAAAGCAGAAGACAGAAGAUGAAAAAUGAUUGUGCCUGACUCUCCUUCUCUGGCAGUAGGAUUGCCAGAGCCCCAUAUUUUAUGGGCUCACUAUUUCAAAGCUAGAACUCCAUAUAAUUCUGGAUGAAUUGAUAAAAUGUUCCAUGUUUGAACACUUUGAGGCAGUGGAGUUAGGAACUAUAGGUUCGAUCUGCAUUGGUAUUUCCCACUAUUGUGCCAAUGAUCUCACAUUGUCUCACAAAUUUCUGUCUGCA